Messenger RNA from Daphnia carinata, 506 nucleotides. It is a transcript of the gene mRpL54, whose product is annotated as large ribosomal subunit protein mL54-like. The record is from RefSeq and is a predicted model, not a curated record. Gene Ontology annotation, molecular function: structural constituent of ribosome. Bases 27 to 446 code for a protein of 139 amino acids. Gene Ontology annotation, cellular component: mitochondrial large ribosomal subunit. The transcript has 3 exons. NCBI's taxonomy places the organism in Eukaryota, Metazoa, Arthropoda, Branchiopoda, Diplostraca, Daphniidae.
CAUAUUAUUAUUCACCCGCCGACAUCAUGGCGGCAAUAACGUGGGUAAGAAGUGCAUCUGCGAAACUAUUCUAUCGUAAUUUAGCACCAUGCAUGUGGAAUAUUCAAAAAGCUGAUUUUGCGAAACCAUCUGGAGUGGCUGGAUUGGGAUCUAAAAAGGCCGGCAAACUCGGAAAAUUGGGCCCCGUUGCAGAAAAGAUAGUGUUACCGGUUGAAACAGAUCCAGAAAAACUUGUCAAAUAUGUAUGUGGUAGCAAUAUCUUAAAACAGGGUCAAGAUGUUGAGUUGAAGCCAGACAGUGAAUAUCCCGACUGGCUGUGGUCACUAAGACUAACUAAACCUCCUCCAUUGGAAGAAAUGGACCAAAACAGUAUCCAGUAUUGGAGACGGCUCAGGAAACUUAAUAUUCAGAGACAAUCCCGUUUAAUGAAGCUGAGGAAAUACUGAAAAUAGCCCCAAGUAUUUUAGACUUUCAUGUUGAUUUUCAAAUAAAAACUUAAAUGCCCC